This is a messenger RNA of Chenopodium quinoa (quinoa), 1155 nucleotides long. Its product is annotated as nudix hydrolase 1-like. The record is from RefSeq and is a predicted model, not a curated record. NCBI's taxonomy places the organism in Eukaryota, Viridiplantae, Streptophyta, Magnoliopsida, Caryophyllales, Amaranthaceae. The transcript is spliced from 2 exons. The coding region runs from base 485 to 946 and encodes 153 amino acids. Gene Ontology annotation, biological process: dGTP catabolic process. Gene Ontology annotation, cellular component: cytosol. Gene Ontology annotation, molecular function: 8-oxo-7,8-dihydrodeoxyguanosine triphosphate pyrophosphatase activity.
GAAAAAAAAAUACAUUUGAGUAAUAAAUGGAAGUAACAAUAUAAAUAAAUAAACAAACAAAAUAAGAAAAUUGUAGGUUACAGGUUUCGACCUCUAAUUCUAUAUACCCAAGAAUUAAAUGAAUAAUUAUGCUACUAACUCCACCAAAUUAUCUUCAAUAUAUUUUAGUGCAGCUUAAUAAUAUUAUACAAGUACGAUCAUGGGGCGGGCCAUGGCCUGACUGACCACUCCCCGAAUCCGUCUUUGUAUCCGAAUAUAAAAAAGGGGUCAAACCGUCAAACUUUCAAGCAAAUAAUUGCAAGGUCAAACCAUUAAUGCCUUGUCAAGCAAGUACUUUUUAAAAAAAAAAUUAAAAAAAAAGAAAAAAAACCUUGAAAAAGUGACUUUUUCAAGUUCAAAAAUACAAGUAUUGUACUCCCCCGAUCAACACAGAACAUCCUCCCCAAAUUCACACUACAAAAACCAAGACGAAUCGGGGAAAAAGAUGAGCAAAGCUAGUAGCACCGUAGCAACAACCGAUAAUGAGGCGGCGAAACCAAAAGUGGCGGUGGUUGUAUUCUUAUUAAAUGGAAAGAAGGUGCUGCUGGGACGCCGUCGCUCUGCCGUUGGCAACUCCACCUUUGCUCUUCCCGGCGGUAAUCUUGAGUUUGGGGAAAACUUUGAGGAAUGUGCAGCGAGAGAAGUGAAGGAAGAAACAGGGUUAGAAAUAGGAGCAACAGAGUUGCUAACUGUGACCAACAACCUCUUUGUUGAAGGGCCAAAACCUUUACAUUACGUGACCAUCUUCUUGCGUUCGUCCCUAACAAAUACAGAUCAAGUUCCUCAAAAUGUAGAGCCCGAGAAAUGUGAUGGUUGGGAUUGGUAUGAUUGGGAUAAUCUUCCUCAACCACUCUUUUGGCCUCUUGAGAAAAUGGUCAAUAGCGGGUUCAACCCCUUCCCUGCCUAGUGUAGCGAUGAUCUUAUUAUGUACUUUGUAAGAGCUAGCGAUUUGAAUUGGACUCACGAGUGGUGUUUGUGUUUAACAUGGUAUCAACCAUUUUCAUCGUGCUAGAAAUAUAUCGAAUAUUGAUGCAAGUAUGGUACGAUUUAAAUUGAAAUAAUACUCUUUUUGGCAUGUUUGGAUUACAAUGUACUCCAUAUGCACAUAUCGUGAUA